UUCAAACCAUCUCAUCUUCAAGAGCUCACUUCAUCCCUCUAAACGGCUGCUGCUAGCGCUGCGAUGGCGGCAAACGCAUUUCCGACGCAACUAACCCCGCCCUUACUCUCCAACUCAAUCCACGCCAGAAAAACCCUAAUUUCUCCACAAAACCCUUUCAAGCUGAAAUCGCCAUCACCCGGCGCAGUUGUUGUGAGGAAGGCGAAAAAGGAAGUCGAAUUGGACGAGUACGGGGUACCGAAGGAGUACGACCCCAAUUUCGGACUCCCGAAAGAGAUUUGGGACGACGAAUGGCAAGCACGCCAACGGGAAAAAACAACGGAGCUGCAUCGCAGACGUCAAGAGGAGGAUGAGGAGGAGAAUAGAAAGGUGGCUGAGUAUCGUGAAGUUGGCACACGGUUAAAGGCAUACCCCGAGGAAGAAGUUCGGAAAGCAAGGAGAUUGGUUUCGAGCUUUAUCACAUCUGCUGAAGAAGUUGAAGAGAAAAUUGAGGAGGCUGCUGAUAAAGGCGAACUUACCGAACUGGUUCUAAUGGUCAUUUGGAAUCGCCUUGACCUUGCUCGACGUGAUGAUGAAAAGGAUGCCAUUAGAAGUUUAGAUCUCUUGUACAGGAGGGUAGAGAUGGAGAUACUGAAGAGGGAGGCUACUCCUUCCAUGAGGUUGCUGAACGAUCUUUUGAACUUGCACGAUGGAUUUCAUGAUGAAGAGUGGCUUAAGGAAUGCAGAAAACGCAUGAUUGAUACCUUUCCAAGAGAGGAUCCUUUCAGUAUACUUGUUCCAGCUGGGUUGGACAUUGAUAAGGGUACGUGGAGGGUUUGUGUGAUGAAUGCCCUAGAUCUUAUGCGUGGGUGCAAUGCUGGCACACAACAUGUAGGUCGCAUUGGUCUGCCACCAGAAGAUGAUGAGAUGCUGCUGAGGGCCGAUUUCAUCCGGGAAGUCGAUGCAUUGCUGCAAGAGGUCCGGUCAGAACAAGACCAAUCACAGACCAUGCAAGGUUUUGAUCCUGAAUCUGUUGCUACUAGGUUGAAGCAACAGGAGAAGCAGCAAGCCGUACGUCAGGUAGAAGCUCUAUUAGACUUAGCAAUAACACUGAAAUGGUAGUAGUACCUUGGUCAUGCUUCGCUGCGUCUUCCUGUCUUGGCUGAUGGUUUGAGAAGAAGAAGAGGCUGGUGUUGGUCAAAUCUUUUGUCCGGAGAAGAAUAUGAUGUGGGUUUUUCUUCCCAUGGCCAGAAAAGGUUCAGGUACUGACGGGAAGGAUUAGAAUGGGCCAUGGAUGGACUUGUGUGCAAAAUUGGGUUUUGAUAAAUCCAACCUUGAUAUGUUUGUUAUGGUGUUGAUGUCUUUGUAAGAUGUAUCAGGAUCCGAAUUAAACUCUUUUAUGUAUUUUGGGUAAUGUUAUUUGGUGCAUUCAUAUU
Messenger RNA from Magnolia sinica, 1415 nucleotides. Its product is annotated as protein PALE CRESS, chloroplastic-like. The coding region runs from base 64 to 1101 and encodes 345 amino acids. The record is from RefSeq and is a predicted model, not a curated record. The transcript is spliced from 8 exons. Lineage: Eukaryota; Viridiplantae; Streptophyta; Magnoliopsida; Magnoliales; Magnoliaceae. Gene Ontology annotation, cellular component: etioplast; proplastid; chromoplast. Gene Ontology annotation, biological process: chloroplast mRNA processing; cellular response to light stimulus; leaf development.